AUGAAUAUUAACAUUGGUGCUUUGGUGGCAUUGAAAGGAAAUGAUCUACAGGCGUUUACUGAUAUACUCAAUACAAAGGAUGUAGAAGAAGGUGUGAGAGAUCAGGUGUCCUGGAUUUACUCUCCAAUAAAGAGUGAGAAAAGUUUGAACCUGGUAGAACUCUGUGUUGAAGAAGAUAAUCUUGAGUUUAUUAGAACUCUUGUUCGUCUAGGUGUACAUUCUCAUCUACUCAAUACAAUAACAGGAUAUGCGCCAUUGCACCGUGCCGUCCUUCUUGGUAAACACGAGAUUGUUAAACUCUUCAUUGACAACUCAAGGACUGAGUUUGAUGUGAACUCCCGCUCUGGAAGAUUGAAACGAGGAUAUACUGCUCUUCAUCUAGUUGCUGAUAAUCCUACAGACAAUCAUUUACAGUGUUUAGACAUUCUUCUUGGUUGUGAGGGUAUUGAUGUGAACUGCCUGGAUUGUAGCAGCACGGUCAGUCCUCUCUACCUGGCAGCAAAGAAGAAAAAUGAAUCUGCUGUCAGGAAACUGAUUGAAAAUGGAGCUGCUUUUGACAUUAAGGUCGGCAGAACUAGCAAAACUGUGGAAGAUUUUAUAAAGGAAAACCUACCCCAACUUCAGCUAAGGACUAUAAGGGUUAAGAAACCUCGACAACGCGAAGAUAAUGUCAAGGAAAGGAUGAUAACCAUUGUAUCGAAUGUAUCCCCGGAUUCUUUAAACCUUCAUCAGCUGUUCCUUGAGUUCCGCCAUCUUAGUUUAAGUGUACACGAUGCCAGCAGAGGAUUCGAGGAUUUAGUUGAGAAGUGUUGCAGAAAAGGCCUUCAUGACUUUGCCCAAGUACUCUUCAAUAAGAACGCUGACCCAAACCGGUUUGGAUCCGGUUCUUUGUCUUGUCCAAUUCUUGAUGCGGCGGAGAGAUCAGAUUAUAGACUGGCACAGGUGCUGGUUAGAGCAGGAGCUGAGAUGAGCCAAGUUAAAGAGAGAACAGAGGAAACUGUACUGCAUUGUCUACUCAAGAAUUACAAUAAGGAUAUUGAGGAAGAUUUUUCGAGAUUCCUUGAAAUUCUGUUUAACAAAGACGACAUUAAAAUCAGGCGCAGUAUUGACCUGGUUCUGAACAGAAAGGAUUUGACCGGUGUUACCCCUCUCCAUUACGCUACGGAGAAAUGUUCCCAAAAUGUCGUGAGAGCUUUGCUGAGACGAGGAGCAAACAUUGGAAUAAAGAAUAUGUGGGGAGAGAUACCUAUUUCAAGGAUUUGUCCACGUCUGCUGGAAGAAUUCUUGGACCAAGACUGUAUAAUUGGCGAUGGUGAAGUUCAUGAUAAAGAGUUUUCUUUGACUUUCAAAUAUUCUUUUUUGGCCCCAGAUCCACAGAGUCUACCUGAGCCCUACCGUCCUCCCCUUGAACUAGAUGAAGCGCUUCAGCCACUAAACCAGGAGGUUAACAAGAUAAAUGAUAACAAGGAGAGAAAGACAGCUUUGCCUGAAACAGAAUCCCUUUGGUAUAUGGGACAAAGUAAACAGCACAGACAUCUUUUGAAGCACCCAGUGAUCACAAGUUUUCUCUGGUUCAAAUGGGAAAGAAUGCGACCUUACUUUAACAGGAACCUACGGUUGUACCUACUGUACGUUUUUAUUCUAACUUGGUUCAUCUUUGAACAGUUCGGAGGGGUUGGUCAGAAACCAGCGAUAAGAGAUGCAUUUUUUGUACUCUACAUUGCUCUGUGCAUUUUGACUACCCUACUAAUUAUCAAGGAUUGGACCAGGGAUUUAAAGGAGAUAAUUUCGAGUCCACAGAAAGAAGACCCUGAUUAUGGGGUAAGAUCUAGCAGGCGAGGGCAGGGUCUGGUGUCCCAAAUGACCUCAAACAUUCCUGAUAUUCUUCAAAUAUCUGGGAUGGUUUGUAUUUUCUUCAUCCAGCCUUCUCAUCUUAACAUCCCUCUUAUAGUGCUGCUCUGUAUCCUGGUACUCCGUGAGCUGCUACAACUGUUAGUAUCUAUGAAGAGAUAUCUGUGCAGUCUAGAGAAUUGGAUCGAAGUUGCAAUGAUUGUUUUAGUUGUGUAUAUUCUCUGUAACAAUACAGAAGAUGACUUUGCAGUUAAUCGGCAUUUGGCGGCCAUUGCUCUAGUAUUCUCCUGGACGGAACUAAUCACAAUGAUUGGCAGACACCCGAAGUUGCACCAUCUCAACAUAUAUGUCACCAUGUUUUACAAAGUAUUGAAUUCAUUUCUCCUGUUCCUUAUGUGGUUUUCUAUGUUCAUUGUUGCAUUCGGUCUGGGUUUCUAUAUCAUGCUGCAUACCGAUACAGUUACAGAUAUUUCUGGUUUAGAAGAUGAGGACAAGAAUCCAUUGUUUAACAAAACAUGGCUUUCAUUAGUGAAAACCUCUGCUAUGUUUGUGGGAGAACUGGAAUUCAGUGAUCUACCAAUUGACAGCUCUGGAUAUCUGGGUAUGCUGGCGUACUGCUACUUUCUCAGUUUUGUUUUUCUGAUUGUUGUUGUUUUGAUGAAUCUACUGAACGGGCUGGCGGUCAGCGAUACAGGAGAUAUAAAGGCUAAAGCUGAAAUAUAUUCGUAUAUCAGCAGAGUAGAAACUAUAUCCUACAUGGAAUCCACUCUACUAGGUGAUCCAUUUGAUUUUCUGUCCAAUGUUCCAGAGUUCCUGAAAUCAAUUCCUUCAAUCUCUCUGAUCCGACAGUGCUACAGAACUGGCUUUUGCAGAAAAGUGUUUAAAACUGGAGCUAAAGGAUUUCUUCUAUUCUACACAGUUCUUCCAGAUAAAGAGUUUACAGUGAAACCUAAUCAUCUUGGAGCAAUGUGUUCUCUGCAACAGGAUCAGAUCGGAGAAGGAAUUUUGGUGUCUGCUAAGGAAAUUGUUUUGAAAAAUCGGUCUCAGGAUAGCUACGACACUACAGAGCUGGCGGACCUACGAGAAAAACUAUUUAACCUUGAGACAGAAAUCAAUGGCAAGCUUGAUUUACUCAUCAGAAAACGUUAAUUAUGGGUAAUUAGAUGUAAUUAUCCAUAAACACUGUUUUUAUUCAUGUUUUACAAACAAUUAUAUAAAAUAUCAUGUCUUUACUUGAGUCUUUGUCACAAACUCAAAUUUUCUUUGAAAUCCAAUGUUGUAGAUCUUAGAUAAAGGGAUAUAACCAUCAUGUUGCAGAGAAAUAGAAAUAUUUGAGUUUGUGACAAAGACCAAAUUCCUUUCAGCGAAAGGGUAUUUUUUAUCGAAAUAGUUUCUAAAAUCAAAAAAUUUAACAAAAUAUCGUUUCAGAGAUUGUUCUUUUGUUGUAAAUUUUCACAAAAUGUAUUGGAUUUCCAAAAACGAGACAAGUGUAAGUUGCAAGGUUGGGAACCCAACUUUAUUUCGAAACAAAUAUUUCUUUAUAAUAGUCAAUCUAUUCAACGAAAACAUUUAAACCAUGCUAAGAACAUUCCCACGGUUCUACAGUGUUCCCUCAAUCAACAUUUGAGGCAAGGUUGUUAAAGGGUUCCUGAGUUAUGAUCGGACAUACAAACAAACAGAGAUUACUACCUUAUAUAUAUAUAUAUAGAGAGAGAGAUAAAGAUCAUUUUUCUGACAAUAAGAGAAUAGAAACCUAAGGUUAAAGGUUCCAAGGUACUAAAAGCUUAGUUGGGGGCUUUCCAA
Eurytemora carolleeae is the source of this 3654-nucleotide messenger RNA. RefSeq names its product transient receptor potential cation channel protein painless. Gene Ontology annotation, biological process: monoatomic ion transport; transmembrane transport. Gene Ontology annotation, molecular function: protein binding; monoatomic ion channel activity. The transcript is spliced from 41 exons. Lineage: Eukaryota; Metazoa; Arthropoda; Copepoda; Calanoida; Temoridae. Gene Ontology annotation, cellular component: membrane. Bases 1 to 3000 code for a protein of 999 amino acids. The record is from RefSeq and is a predicted model, not a curated record.